UCAACUUGCUGGAUACAGAGUAGGUUGAAUUUUUCUUUGUCAAGUUUUUUUCAUAAUAUUUGUAAGAAAUUUUUUACAUCUGCCUUAAAUAAAUUUAAAUUUUGGUUAAUGGAUAAUAAAGUUUGUAUGUUCUUAAUACUUUUUUAAUCCAACGUAUAUAUUUUCUCUGGAUUGUGCUGGAUUUACAGCCCGAUUAAAUGUGACACGACAGCCAUUUUGAAUAUAUUGUUGCAAAUUUUUGCCCGUAGCAAAUUUAUCAAAAAAUUUGUAUCUGGUGAAUUACAAUUAGUAAUUUUUGUUUGUUAUUUACUCUAACGAGCGGAAAUGCCUCCCAAAAAUAAGACUAAGCGGAAUUGCAGACUGAGAGACAACGAGGGCAAAGCAUCAAGGUCAAAGAGGUCAAGACAAGAGCGACCAGCGGUAGCGAUAGAGGUUGACGAUAAUCAUACAGUUCAGGAACCAGGUCCUUCAGGAAGCAUCGCCGCCCAAGAGAAUGUAGUUGGUGCCAGAAAGUCAAACUCUACCCCACUGGCCCCAGCACCUGUGCCUGCUUUGGCAAUUGAAUCUCAAUCAGGUACAAGCAUUGGUUAUGAGAAUCAAUAUGUAGAUAGCAUUCAUUCACUAUUGGCUAGCAAUGUCUCUAACUCAUUGAAGUCUAAAAUCAUUAGUUCAGCAUACAUAGAGAUUAGUUUGUUGCUUGAUAACACUUCCCUGACAGAAUCUUCAGAGAAAAAAAUAUUUUUUAAUGAAAAAGGGGAGUUGGUCACAAGAGAGGUUGUUAAACCUAGCAAUAAGAUUCAAAAUAUCAGUAGAUGGACAGAUGCAUUCUUAGUUUACUCUAGCAUUUAUGCUUCGGCCCACCCAGAAUCUUAUCAGGGUUUGCUGAAAUAUUUACAUGACAUAAGACUCGGGGCAUCAAGAUGUGGGGAGGGGGAUUUGGGAUGGAAGAAAUAUGACGAGCAGUUUCGACUUCGCCGCAGUAUCGAUCCCACCAUAGAUUGGUCUAAAGUAGACUAUGAGUUAUGGUUGAUGUUUAUGUCAUCAUCCCCACAAUCUAAACUAACAAUUAAACCAAACAGCCCAGCCUACAACAAGUGCUAUAAUUUCAACUUCAAGGGUCAUUGUGACAGACCUUCUUGCCAGUACAUGCACAAGUGCAUUAAAUGUUCUGGGAGUCAUCCACAAUAUUUGUGCCCUCAAUCUAAUUAUGUUGGGAAGUCCACAAGUUACCCAAGGGUACAACUGCAGGGACAGCCUCAAGUUAGACCCCUUUUGUCACACCCAACCCAAACCCCAAGACCACAAAGGUAUAUGGGCCCUAGGAAAUUCCCCUAUUAA
Messenger RNA from Saccostrea cuccullata (small rock oyster), 1338 nucleotides. RefSeq lists its product as uncharacterized. The record is from RefSeq and is a predicted model, not a curated record. The transcript has a single exon. The coding region runs from base 325 to 1338 and encodes 337 amino acids. NCBI's taxonomy places the organism in Eukaryota, Metazoa, Mollusca, Bivalvia, Ostreida, Ostreidae.